Molecule: messenger RNA, 1422 nt
Organism: Salvelinus namaycush (lake trout)
Lineage: Eukaryota; Metazoa; Chordata; Actinopteri; Salmoniformes; Salmonidae
Product: heat shock factor 2-binding protein-like
Exons: 9
Coding region: 1-1422 (473 amino acids)
Cellular component (GO): cytosol
Source: RefSeq, a predicted model, not a curated record
AUGGCUCCCCUCUGUAGAACCAGUGGACGCCCGGUCAGCGGAGACACUGCCCCCUCCAUGAGGCGUGAGGGGCUGGUCUCGGACAUACGACAAGUUGACAGCCGAGAAGUCCUGGUCCAAAUCAGAAAAAGAGACUUGGAGAGAUUGACUACAGAGGUCAUGCAGCUCCGAGAGUUCUUACCCAAAGUAGUGAAUGGAGACCUGAUUGAGAUGCUGCAGAAAGCCCGUGCUGCAGAGACAAUGAAGGAGCGCCUUGGUCAGGAGCAGGAGCAACUGAGACAUGAGUGUCUGCACCUUCGCUCUCGCCUGGACGCAGCGCAGAGCGAGUGUCAGAAAGAGAGAGAGGAGAAGUUGGUUCUGAGGGAGCAGCUAUGGGAGAGUCGGGAGCAGCUGCAGCAGCAGGCUGAGUUCUGUACUGGGCUGGGUGCUGCCUCCUGCACCCUGCUGUGGAGCACCUCCAGUAAGGAGGAGGCAGUCAAAGACAUCCUGGCCGAUGGUAAGCUGCAGUCCUUCCUGAGUGUGGCGGGCCAGACCCUGGAGAGCUUUGUCAAGUCUCUGGAUGGGGAGGCCAAGGCCGAGCAGCAAGACUCCAACUCCCAUGAGCACCAGUUUGUUCUGGCGCUGGCCGGAGUCGUCACCAACGUGGCGGCGGUGACGUGUGGGCGGGACUACCUGUCCAGCUCCGCCCACGUCCUCCUGGAGACUCUGAUGCAGCUGCUGGAGCUCCUGAAGCCUGGGGUCUUCCCCAAACUCAAAGUGUUGAUGCUGAUGGCUCUGUAUAAUGUCAGUAUCAGUGUAAAGGGACUGAAGUAUAUCAGGGAGUUUCCAGGACUUCUCACUCUCAUCUGGACCCUUUUGGAAGACGGGGACUCUGAGGUAUGCCUCCACGCCCUGCGGCUGCUCCAGUCAGUGCUGCUGGAGGAGGCGGUGUCCCUGGUGGGGCCCGGGCUGCUGCUGGACGACCCCCUUCUCCCGCUGGAGCGCAUACGCAUGCUGGCCACCUCCAGCCGCCACCCGGCCCUGAGGCAGACGGCCCAGGAGACACUGGAUGACCUGGGCUCCCUCAGCGCCUCCUUCCUGGACCCCCACGGCACCUCCUCCUCUGACCAAAACGUGGAAGUGCAUCGUUUCAAUGGCCUCCAAAGGACAUGGCGACACCGACUCAGGACGGUUACCCCCGGCCCCAGCUUACUCCAAAGAGGUGCCGCCUGGUCACAAUGCUGUGUACCCAGCACCCACCGUGGUGCCACCACCCCCAAGCAACCUGACACCUUCAGCCCCACCGGUUCAUACGAUGAUGCCUGCCUCUCUCGGACCACACAAUGUUGUCUACCCAGCUCCCAUAAACCCUGGAUUCCCACCACCUGGAUACAUGACCCCUUCCGCUCCUCCGAUGAUGCCUGCCCCUUCCGGACACCCUAA